AUGGAUAUUGUCAGCGAUUUUACCGAGUUCUUGAGUAAUUAUCCUGAUAAUUUCACACGACAGAUAUCUGUUUUUCCUACUACUGUUGAUUUUCAUCCAACGUAUUUGAAUAUACCUUCGAAUUUUACCAUUUUAAUUGCAAAUCCUUAUCAUGAACCACAAGUAGUCAAUAUUGAAUUUAAUGGUGAUCAAAACUUUUCAACAUCUUUAUCUCAGUAUGUAAUUCAACCUGGAGAGGUAAGAUCUUGCGUCGUUAUAUUUAAAUCCAACCAACCAGGCAAAUUCAAAACAGUAAUGAAAGUCACUUCUGACAAUAAUUCUCCAUGUAUAGUUACAAUACAAGCGAAAUGUUACCAAUCACCGUUAAUAAUUCCAAUUGAAGAUAUUCAAUCAUACGAAUUUAAUGAUAUUUCAACAGAUUAUACAUUUACACUUAUAAAUAAAUCGAUUAUAGAUACUCUACAUGUCGUUAUAACCCCAAGUUCCCAAUCUUUUUCGUUAAGUAAUUCGGUGAUUGAACUAAAACCUCGAGAAUCUACAGAUGUUACGUUAAUGUUUAAUCCGAGGUCAGAAUCUAUAUUAUCUCAUUCACUUAAUAUUCAAUGUGCUGAAUCAGGAGAUUCAUAUGAUCUUGAAUUAUUUGUUGGGAGAAUAAGAAAUACAAUAACAAUCGAUUUCGGAAAUUCCAUUAUUAAUAAAACAGUCACAAAGAAAAUUAAACUUACAAAUUCUCUCCAACUUACAGAAGUCCAGCCUCCAUUUUCAAUUAAUUUUGAUGAAAAUUUAAACUCAACAGAGAUAACAAUGGAUGAUGAUGCUAAGGUAGAUGUAAUACUUAAAUAUUGUAGUACUGAAGAAGGAUCUCAUGCAGAAUUAGUAGAAUUUGAAGACUUUUUCUUAUUAUUGAAAGGCAAAUCAUUUAAGCCGGCCAUUUCGAUAGAAAAUGCUUCAAAUAUCCCUGGAUCUGCAUUAAUAACGAAUAUUUCAGAGAUAAUUCAAAAAUGUCGAAUUUCAUUUUCAGAAAACUUCGAAAAUUUCACAGAAUUCCAACUUAAACCAAAUGAAAUUAAAGAAAUUAAAAUGAAUGAUAUGCAAGAGUUAUUUGUUUCAUAUGGAAAUAACAAUGAAAUUAUAAAUGAUCAUUUUGAGUAUAAAACUCCAGAAACUCCACUUAAAGUUCAGAAGAAAAAGACUGUAUCUAUUUCAAAGAAGUCUGCUGUUAUACCAGUUACACUAAAUAAUGAUGGAAAUUCUCCUAAAAACGUCACAUUUCAGCUUGACAAUGAUGAUUUUGCUAUUGAUGACCAAUUUAAGACAUUAGUUAUUGCACCGCAUACGACACAAAGUGUAAAUAUUACUUAUACUCCCACAAAGUCAUUGAAAUCAAAAGCAUCACUUGAAUUAAUCGAUAAUUCAAAGAACAAAAUAACAAAACUAAAAUUAGAAGGUAAUUUGCAAUUGAUAUGUGAUAAGCCUUUUAUUCCAUUUUUUGGAGUUUCAAAUGAAAAUAUAAUUGAAAACGUUCUAACCGUUACUGGAUCAGAUGAAAUUAAUGUUGAUGCUCCUGAAUGGCUAGAUUGCCCAGAUACAAUCGAAAAGAAUCAUAAACUUGAAAUAUCAUGUGGUAUUAUUCCAGAUUCUUCAAUUGUUUCGAGUAUUACAUUCGCAUCAAAUAGUGCUGCUUCAAUAUCUGUCCCUGUUAUUGCAUAUAGAGGCUAUUCUGACCUUUCAAUUUCACCUCCAUCAGAUCUCGAGUACAAAAACGGUCUACUUCAAGCAACAGUUGAAGUUAUCAACAAUGGAAUAAGGCCUGGAUUCGUUAUUUUCACAGGAGAAGAAAAUACAACUCGUCAAAUUCAUGCAUCCCCAAGUUUGGCCAUUAUUCCAGCGGCGAAAAAGGUUUUAUUUAAGUUCAUUGUCGAUGAUGGAGAAGGAGAAGUUAAAGCAAUCAUGCAUUCAGGUGAUGAAAUUAUGAGGCAAAUAAUGUCGAUGCUAAAGCCCAAUUCCUUUUAUGCCACCGCCUUUUCUAAUGCCAAAAUUCGUGAUGAAAUAGCUUUAUUUAGAGAAAACAAAAAACUUCUAAAUGAAAAUUACUUUUCAAAAAUUUUCAAAAAAUCAAUUACCAAGAAAAUCAUUGUUUUCAAAGAGAAAGCUGAUGAAUUAGAUGAAACAGAAGUAUUGGAUGAAUUUGUUGAUGAGCCAUCUUUCGCCUUAUCCGAAACAAUUGUUGAUUUCGGAAACAUUCGUUUGAAAGAUGAAAAAGAAAUCAAAAUCACUAUAGAAAAUUUAUCCCUGAAACCAACGAAAAUCAAAUUUGACUGCAGUUGCAAAGAUAUAAAGCUUCCUAAAUACAUUAAUCUGAAGCCCAAAGAACAGACAAAACUACCAAUAUCAUUAUCUUGUUCGAAAGCCGGUUUGAUUGAUGAAGAAAUAGAAAUUUAUAAUGAUGUUCAAACAAUUCCUAUAAAAGUUUGUGCGGAAAUAGAGGAGCCAAUGGUAGAAAUCGAAACUCUGGACUUUGGAACUUGCACUAUAGGAAGACUAUGUAGAAGAAAUCUCAAAAUAUCGAACAAGAAGAAAGAAAAGGUGUCGAUAGAAGUAAGAACGAAAUCACCAUUCAAAAUUCCUGUAGAUUAUGUAGAAAUCGAAUCAGGAUGUUUUGUUAAAUUCCCUGUUCAUUUCAUUCCCAAUUCUAUUGGACAUUAUCAAGACAAACUUGAGUUCUCUCCUGAUAUGUCUGCUCCAUUUUCCGUUAUUCUGAUUGGAUCUGGAGAAAAUAAUUAG
This is a messenger RNA of Trichomonas vaginalis G3, 2784 nucleotides long. RefSeq lists its product as uncharacterized. NCBI's taxonomy places the organism in Eukaryota, Parabasalia, Trichomonadida, Trichomonadidae. The record is from RefSeq and is a predicted model, not a curated record. The transcript has a single exon. Bases 1 to 2784 code for a protein of 927 amino acids. Gene Ontology annotation, molecular function: protein kinase binding. Gene Ontology annotation, cellular component: pericentriolar material; cytoplasm; centriole. Gene Ontology annotation, biological process: mitotic spindle assembly; protein localization to centrosome; centrosome-templated microtubule nucleation.